Messenger RNA from Exophiala aquamarina CBS 119918, 2208 nucleotides. RefSeq lists its product as uncharacterized. Gene Ontology annotation, biological process: DNA-templated transcription; regulation of DNA-templated transcription. The record is from RefSeq and is a predicted model, not a curated record. The transcript is spliced from 2 exons. NCBI's taxonomy places the organism in Eukaryota, Fungi, Ascomycota, Eurotiomycetes, Chaetothyriales, Herpotrichiellaceae. Gene Ontology annotation, molecular function: DNA-binding transcription factor activity, RNA polymerase II-specific; DNA binding; zinc ion binding. The coding region runs from base 1 to 2208 and encodes 735 amino acids. Gene Ontology annotation, cellular component: nucleus.
AUGCCAGACCAUAGUGCCGAUGCUCGGUCAACGGCCAUGAUUGACGAGGCCACAGGGGAGAUGGUUACGUCGAUUGCAUGUUAUGUAUGUCGCAAACGGAAGGUCAAAUGUAAUCGACUCUACCCAACAUGCUCCAAUUGUUCCCAAACAAAACAAACAUGCACGUAUCCAAGACGUGUCACCAGGCCUGGCCCUAAGAUUGGCACUGUCCAAAGCAACCGCAAGAGGAAUGGAGAUCUCAAUGCUCCAGCGCAAUCGAAGAAACUGAAGCCCACUGCACAGGCUACGAACGCUAGCACUACCUUACAGCGGUCGAUUCCUCCACCUCUACCAGGACCGGCUUAUGCAGCGUCAGUGUCGCAGCAGCCACUCUCUCCCUCGGUCUCAACAUCAUCAACUACAGCUUCGCACUUGUCGCGCGACAUCACCUCGUUAUCUUUUAUCCUACACCCUUCGCUUGAACUUCGCGAAGUGGAGUCUCAUAACGAACUGGACAAAGAUCUAGAUACUGCAGACGAUAGUUCUAUUAUCUCAUCCGCAUGCUUUGCGCUCGGCAUCGGCGUAACGGAGAUGCACCAGCUAGUGGAUGAAUUUUUUGACACCUUCACCUCGUUCCAACUAUUCCGCCGCGGAAACUUCUUCACAAAGCUCCAUCAUAUUGAAAACUUGUCACAAGUCAAAGCACUCCUCGCUUCCAUAUUUAUGUUUUCGGUCCGGAGUCGCGCUUCGAGUCCUCACUUCACGCGAGGGACUGGCGAUAGUGCAAGUCAAGAUGCCAAUACCUCAGGGCAUUUCUGCGACCUUGCGAUCCAGUACGCUGAUAAUGCUAUUACAGAAUGUGACGAGCAUGAGGAGCAGCUCCCACUAAACGUCCUUCAAGUCUUGGUCCUUAUCAGUCACUGGCUACUGUCACAAUCUGCCCAUGGUCGGGCAUGGCGCUACUUAGGUCUAGCGGUAAGGAGUGCCUAUGAUCUCAAUCUUCAUAUGGUGGACUGUGGAAAAGGGCCCGAAAGCCAUCUUCUGGAGUCACCCGAGCGAUGGGUUGCUGACGAGGAGAAGAGACGGGCGUGGUGGGCUCUGUGGGAAAUGGAUGUCUUCGCCAGCGUAAUUCGACGACGUCCAAUGGCCAUCAGUUGGUCGCAGAACCAAACGCUGCUUCCUGCAGAGGAUGAUCGAUGGGACAAGUCCGAACCGCAGAAAAGCUGCUUUUUAUCACCGAGCUACGUCGACCGAUGGAAAUUGCUUGAAAAAUCUGGGAAUCAAUCCGCGAAGGCCUGGUUCAUUAUCAUCAAUUCCCUGAUGAAGGAUGCGCAGCUCUUUUCCAGUCCCAUGCCUCAUGAGGCAACACCAACUGGGGAAGAAGACCGAGAAACUUUCAAACAACUCAUGGCAAUGCACAAUGUUCUGCAUUGCACAACUGAAAUGCUUCCGCAUCACUUACGAUACGAGAAUCAAUUCCUGAACUUUAGUCCCGAGGAUGUUGAUGUUGCAGAUGCCCCUUCGAUGCGUGCUCGCGACGCCAACAUCUACAGCAUUCAUCUGAUGACACAGCUGGCGCGCAUGAUGACCUACAAGUUUUACGUCUUUCACAUGCGCUUGAGGUGGCCUCAGCUCCAACGAGAGCUCGCGACGAUGAAAGAGCAUACCAAGAAGGGGACGAUGCCUGAGCGACAAUUGGGCAGUAUCGUGCCUACAAACGCAACUCGACAAGCCCUGACCCUCUAUAUCGCCGCUUCGGACAGCGUUGUAGAGAUCAUUCAGAGAACUGGUGGGUCGCAUUACAAAUUUGUAAAUCCUUUCUUCGCAAACACCAUCUGGCUUGCGGCGGCUGUUCAGUUGCUUCAUCGUGAGCUCGUUCCACCUCAUAGUACCGACAAGGUCCUGAUUAGCUCCAACUUCGAGCUACUUUGCAUGACCUAUCGCCAAUUUGUAAAAUACUGGGACAUGUCUGAUACGCUUCAGAAAACCCUCAAAAGCCUUGAAACCGAGCUCCAAAGUCUUCAAAUACUUGGUAAAGACGUGCCUUUUGAGAGGCGUCUGUCAUUCGACUCCCAGUCCGUAUCUUAUCAAGCGGCCAACCGUCCGGCGUCCACCGCAUCUGGAUUGUCGGGGCGAGACCUUGACGAUACCACUGGUCAACCUCUACGGCGCCGGAAAACGGUGUCUCCAGGUAAGGGACAAAUAUUGCCUGUCGUAUUGUCGCUAUGA